This is a messenger RNA of Closterium sp. Yama58-4, 2146 nucleotides long. NCBI's taxonomy places the organism in Eukaryota, Viridiplantae, Streptophyta, Zygnematophyceae, Desmidiales, Closteriaceae. The record is from the annotation of a GenBank genome assembly.
AUGGCGGAGGCUAUCCGCGACGCGCCGCUGCCGCCCUGCCCGUGGGGGCAGGCUAGGAUAGACGGCAACUGCGCUGGUGUGUGCUUCACCCCUCUCCCUCUUGCGUGCUACACAUGGCUCCACCCUGAAUUCUUGCACGCCUACAAGUGCAAGUUUGCGGGUUGUGGCACCGACUCGGUGUGCAAGAAGAACGACACGGGCGACGCAGUCUGCGUGUGCAUCAACCCCGAAUACGUGCUGCAACCCGACAAGUCAUGCGCACACCCGUGUGCCGGCACAUGGUGUGCCAUGGAUGACCCCAAUUCCUCGUGCGUCAAGCAGGAAGGCCAGCUGGCUACGUGCGUCUGCAACUGGGGCUUCGCCAUGACGCCCGACCGGGGCUGCGUCGACUCAUGCACGCUUAAGGCCUGUGUGGACGGCACGUGCAGCAAGGAUGAAAAUGGGAUGGCCGUCUGUUCCUGUGACGCCGAGGCUGGCUUCAAGCUGCAGCUUGACGGCAGGACGUGCAAGGACGUGUGCGUCAUCGAGGACUGUGAGGGCAAAGACGCCAAUUCUACGUGUGUGAGGAAUCUGGACGUGGCCCACUGUGUAUGCAAGACCAACUUCCAGCUGUUCGAGGGCGUAUGCACUGACACGUGCGAGGUGAAGGCGUGUGUGGAUGGCACGUGCACCCAGGACGUCAACGGAACGGCAUCCUGCCAUUGUGACGCCUACGCUGGCCUCGUGCUGCUGGAUGACGAGAGGACGUGCCAAGAUGUGUGCAUUAUCAAGGACUGUGAAGGCAGUGAUGCCAACUCCACGUGUGUCAAGAAUGGCAUCGUUGCAACCUGUGUGUGCAAGACUGGAUUCGAGCUGUUUGACGGCAAAUGCACUGGUACGCUCCCUGCUCUCACUUUCUGUGUGCCUGGGUCUGCCUCUCUGUGCGUGCGUCUGUGUAUCUGCUUUUUGUUGCUUUGUCCACUCUGGAUUGGCCUUUUGCUUAAUCCCCUCCACCCCUCCUUCCACAUCCCCUCCGCAUCUGCCCUCACAGACACGUGCGAGGUGAAGGCGUGUGUGGAUGGCACGUGCACCCAGGACGUCAACGGAACGGCAUCGUGCCAUUGUGACGCCGACGCUGGCCUCGUGCUGCUGGAUGACGAGAGGACGUGCCAAGAUGUGUGCAUUAUCAAGGACUGUGAAGGCAGUGAUGCCAACUCCAUGUGUGUCAAGAAUGGCAUCGUUGCAACCUGUGUCUGCAAGACUGGAUUCGAGCUGUUUGAGGGCAAAUGCACUGGUACGCUCCCUGCUCUCACUUUCUGUGUGCCUGGGUCUGCCUCUCUGUGCGUGCAUAUGUUGGUUUUUGUCACAUUUCUCUCCUUCUUAAUCAACCUUUUGCUGAAUCACCCCUCUUUCCACUUCUCUCUCACGCCUGCCCUCACAGACACGUGCGAGGUGAAGGCGUGUGUGGAUGGCACGUGCACCCAGGACGUCAACGGAACGGCAUCCUGCCAUUGUGACGCCGACGCUGGCCUCGUGCUGCUGGAUGACGAGAGGACGUGCCAAGAUGUUUGCGUCAUCGAGGACUGUGAGGGCAAGGACGCCAAGUCCAUGUGUGUGAGGAAUCGGGACGUGGCUCACUGUGAAUGCGUGAUCAACUACGAGCUGCUCCAGGGCGUAUGCACUGAUGUGUGCAUUAUCAAGGACUGUGAAGGCAGUGAUGCCAAUUCCACGUGUGUCAAGAAUGGCACCGAUGCCACCUGUGUCUGCAAGACUGGGUUCAAUCUGUUUGAGGGCAAAUGCAUUGACACGUGCGAGUUGAAGGGGUGUGGCGUAAACGGCAAGUGCCACAAGGACAGCACCACUGGAGAGCCAUCCUGUGUUUGCGAUCUGGGCUUCACGCUGCAGCCUGAUGGCACCACGUGCAAAGAUAACUGCGAGAUCCUGAGCUGCACUGGUCCCAAGGAGCACUGCGCCAAAGAGGUCACCACCGGCCAGGCAUACUGCAAAUGCGAUGAUUACUUCCACAGGGCAGUGGGCGGCUUUUGCCAGGAUUGGUGCCCCUUCAAGGGCUGCAACACCACCAUCUCGACGUGCGUGAGGAGGGUGGACGGGAUUCCGUUCUGCAUCUGCAACAAGGGUGUCCCGCUGACCACCAAGGCUUGCGUUG